Messenger RNA from Arachis ipaensis, 797 nucleotides. Lineage: Eukaryota; Viridiplantae; Streptophyta; Magnoliopsida; Fabales; Fabaceae. The record is from RefSeq and is a predicted model, not a curated record.
AUCAUGUUACUGCUGGAAUGGAUAAUUUAAUAGCUUUCUCGAAGUCCUGCUUCUGAUUCAUAUUGAUUAUUGAUUUUAUAGGAACAUUGGUUCAGUGCGGUUUCCAAAUAUAUAAUGUUAUUAACAUUAUAUUCAUACUUGUUAGUUGUUACUAUUACUGUGAUAGUAUUUCUGUUGGUCUUAAAAUUGUUUAAUCCCAAGGUGUUUGGGUAACUUACAUUUUCCAAAAAUUGUGGGCUGGGAAUCCCUGCAGCCAAAGAUCUGAAUAUCGGAGUUACUUGAACAGGGGAACCAAACUCCACUCUUGAUGAGGCAGAAACAGCGCUAUCAGUAUUUAUUUGUUCUUCCGAAUUCGGCAGCAUAUCUACUAUGAAAAUAUGGUUGAAGUAACUAGAACACCUCUUUCAGCCUAUGAUGCCACCUUAUGCAACACUUUAUUCACCUGGAGGGUUUAUACUCAUCCUGCUAUUCCUAUUGGGCCACAUCCACACGGACAAGGAGUUCCAUCUUCACCUUCUACUGGGACACCUCUAAGUAUGGAAACGCCACCAAAAUCUGCAAAUUCUGAUCAGGGUUUGAUGAAGAAACUGAAAGGGUUUGGGGGGCUUGCAAUGUCAAUUGGGAAUGGCCAUACUGAUAGUACAAAGCUUAGAACUGAAAACAAGCUGUCACAGAGGUUUGUUAGUCUAUUUUCUUUCUAUAUAAAUUUCUGCAGAUUCUUUUUUUUUUUUUUUGAAUUCUUACGUUGUGGGGUCAUGGAGGGAAAAUCAGAUACUCUUUAGUGGGAUUAAACUCAA